This is a messenger RNA of Artibeus jamaicensis (Jamaican fruit-eating bat), 3333 nucleotides long. It is a transcript of the gene CATSPERB, whose product is annotated as cation channel sperm associated auxiliary subunit beta. The transcript has 26 exons. The record is from RefSeq and is a predicted model, not a curated record. Gene Ontology annotation, cellular component: CatSper complex; cilium. Bases 1 to 3333 code for a protein of 1110 amino acids. NCBI's taxonomy places the organism in Eukaryota, Metazoa, Chordata, Mammalia, Chiroptera, Phyllostomidae.
AUGGAAUUGCUAUUUUUAUAUGUUAUAAUUUUACUUUUGAACAUCUUUGAUUUUUCAUCAGGAAUAAUAUAUAAUAAUAAGGGUGAUACAGAGGAACACUUUUCUUGUGGUAGCCAAGGGUUUCACCAAAAGAGAGAAAUAAUCAAGCUGUACCUGUCCUCAGAUGACUUGCAAAUCCAUUGCUUUUUCCAUUCUAAAACUAAGCGUUCUUCAGAAGAAUUUCUAAGCAUGUUCACAUCAGGAGGACUUGCUCCCAGCUUGGAAGUCAUUAACAGUACAUAUACUGGCAUCUUCCACUUUAAUUUAACUUUGUACAGUGAUCGAGCUAACUGGCUGAUUAUUAUUCCCAGAGAAAACAUUACCAAAAAUACAGACAUCGCAGCUAUAGAAGAGUGGUUAGUGAGAAUCAAUUUGCAGCAUGGACUGAACAUUUAUACUACCGAGGGGACACUGUUGGACACUGUCCGAGAACCUAUUCUUCAGUGGAAACUCGGGACUAAGAUAACCAAAACUAGUGUCACUAAAUUAUAUCCACACGUGGUAGACCUGAAAGUCACAAAGUGCCCUUGCGCCAACGACGUAGCAUUGCUUGGCUUCCUUGUGAAUUCGGCAGGUAACGGUGUUUACAUAGGCCUCACCUUUUCUGGAUUUUGGAAGUAUGAUGAUACCGUGUGGUAUAACCUGACUGAUAUGAUCUAUUCCCAAGUUGGAGAAGAACACACGGAGCUCUCAGUGGUGGAUAUGGUUUUAACAAAUCAUUUCUUUGUUAUGCUCACGUCUUUGGGACUUUUUAUAAGUAGAGAUCUUCGUUAUCCAUCAAACCGUGUCCUAAAGUUUUCAAGGGCAGACUUUUGCGGUUUCGAAAGGGUGGACUAUGUCAAAGGAAAACUGUGGUAUAAUGAAAGAUGUUUUGCUAACACAGAAUCAUUUGAAGUUGACUAUGUCACUGUCACCUUUGAGAGAAACCGGACCUUAAGUGAGGAAAGCUCUUGUUUUUAUAGUAGAGAGCCGUUUUUUGUAUGGUUACCUUGCUUACCUCCCCUUUUGAAACACGUGAAAUCUAUUGCUUCAACUGUGAUAACAUUUCUUGUGGACCAAGAGCAUAGUACUGGAGUCUACCUCUUACAUAACCAGGUAAUCAAAGCAACCACAGUAUCUGUACACAGCCUAAGAAGUAACAAACCUAUAUUGAAACAAAAAUUUCCACCUUUCACGUUUCCUUCAUCAUUCUCGUCUCCUGUCGGAAUGGUAUUCCAUCCACGAAGCCAUUUGCUCUAUGCCUACGGGAAUCAGGUAUGGCUGUCAAUCGACGGCGGCAACACUUUCGAAUUACUGGCUGACUUUUACGAUGAUGUCAUAAAGAGCACUUAUCACAGCUUCUACACUUCCGAUAUCAUUUUCAUGUCCCAGAGAGGGAAGGCCUACUUCACGAAGGCAGGAUUAGAAACAUACAGUGACAUUGGAUCUAUUACUGAUAAAAUUUUCACGUUGUACUAUGACCACAUGGGAUUCAUACAUAAACUGACUCCAGAUGAUUCUGUAGCCGGUGGGCCACAUGCCGCCCUUGGAAAUUCUAAAGUUAUUUUUGGCCAGGCUCCCGACAUGGGCUUUGAGACCGCACUGGCCCCACAGUACAUCUCCACGAAGGAAAUGAUCUUCUAUGCCUACGUGCCCGCCAAUGAGCCAAAGGAGAAAGUAUAUACCAAGAAAUUCAGCAACAUUCACUCUGGAAAAGUGAUACACUCCAGGAAUAGUGGAAAGGCUUACAUUAGAAAGACAUUUCAACAUAGCAUUUCUGAAGGAUUUUUGUCUGCGGUUAUUGCUGAAGUAAUAGAACCUUUUGGAAUAGAAGAUGUGAAUAAAAGCCCCUGUUUGUCUAGUUCCCUUUCCAUCACUACAGACCAAGAUUUCUUUAAACUUACUCUUCAAUCACAAAGUGUGGCUUCCUCAUUUAAAGAUUCGGACGUGGAGAAGACAGUGGUGAUUCCCGGUUACAGCAGCUUCCUUAUCAUAAGCAUCGUGGAUGGUCAGAACGCAUUAGCUAAGGCGACCAUGCCUAGAAUAGUACCCAUCGGUGCGACUUUCGUAAAAGACUCCUGGUUCCUAUAUGACUUCGGGCAAAAGAAUGGACGGGCAUGGGAGAUAUUUGCAAAACCAUGUAAUUACUGGUUUCAGCAACAUGAUGAUUCGCUAUCCCUCAAUGUCCUGAAAUACGUUGACCUGGGGAAAUCUCAGACUCUACAAGUGAAGGUCAUACCUCACGGAAAAGGGUCUCAAAUACCUGAACUACCACUAGUGAAAAUAAUUGUUGGAAACCCAACUGUGUUGGAAGUUAAAGCCGAAGGCUCCUUCGAUGUUGCUGAUAAUUACCUAAUGAAAAUUUCGGUAGCUAGCAAAGCUUUACUGCAAGGAAUCACUUCGCUGGCGUUUAUUGUCUGGGAAGCCUCGACGGACUGCUUCGUUACAACGUUCGUGCCAAUAAUGAAGAGCAGCUGUAGUUAUCUCAAGUCUAUGCACCACAUUCCCAGUGAAGUCAUCCCGCUGGAAGGCUGGCUCAGUGGGGUUCACAAAGACAGCCAGGGCUUUAAUAUGAUCAAAACUUUGCCGAUAAACUACAGGCCUCCAUCUAAUAUGGGAAUUGCCAUUCCACUUACGGAUAAUUUUUACCAUGCAGAUCCUAGCAAGCCCAUCCCCAGAAAUCUAUUUCGAAAGUCAAAGAAAUCUGGUAAAUUCAAACAGUGUGCUAAUGUGUCCACUCGGGAGGAGUGUAACUGCACACACGACCAGAAGUUUUCGCAUGCCGUUGCUUUCUCAGAUUGCAGAGAAAAGGUUCCUCGUUUUAAGUUUCCAGUUACACAAUACCCAAUCUCUUUGGAAAUUCACAGUGAGGAUGGACAUGUCCCAGUGGAAACUCCAUAUCUGGUCACUGUGAUGGAAGUGAAUGACAGAGAAAACUGGGAACUCAAACACACUGUACCAGAAAAUGUUAGAAAACUGAAAAUUUACUUAGAGUCUAUUCUCAAUGUUCCAGUGUAUAAUCCUUCAGGCCUCAAUUUAAGCAUAAAGGGCUCUGAGCUCUUUCACUUCAGAGUGUCCGUUAUUCCGGGAGUCACUUUUUGUAACCUAGUGGAAGAAUUUCAGAUUUACGUUGACGAAGUGCCACUGCCGUUUUUAGGACACACACUUAUUGCCAUUGCAACCGCCGUGGUGCUGGGGGGACUGAUUUUUAUAGUAUUUAUGUUGCAAAUACGUAAUAUCCACCCAUGGGAUACAUGCAAAACAUUCCUUAAAAGAAACAAAAUGGACUUAUCAACUACCAGUGCCAACCAGUAG